AGUGCAACCCCCCAGGUUUAAAACUCCGCGAUUUAUGCUUCAUGGUAUGUAUUUCAAAUAAGUAUUUGUCCCAAACUAGUUCAGGAAGUAAACCUCAAUAUUCUGAGUUGCGGCGGAGGAGGUUAACUGCGAACCCGCAACUCUUGACAGUGACAGUCCAUAUUAUGUGACGGUGUUGGGCAUUGUAAUUUAUCGCGAUCUUUUUCAGUUUCCUUGUUCUGUCCAUGUUGUAUUGUUGUUAACGUUGCGAGGGAGACUCGAGGCCGAACACUGGCCUUCCUGGUUUGUGCCAGGUCUUACAGAGGUAGAAAUACCAGACGAAUGGGAGAUUCUAUCAGAGCUGCAUCAUGGUUUCCUUUUGGAAGAGCUUUUCCACUUCACGCGAGCUGGUCUCCGUAAAUAUUAGGAGCGUCUUGGAAGCUAUCCUUGAGCUCUGCACUGCCAACUUAAACCUGCUAACCCAGCAGGAGCGAUCGUCUUUUAUGGAUGAAUACUCCAGUCUUGCAGAUGCUCGGCUUCGGCUUAACAAGGGCACACCUAUCAGCACGUUGACUGCGACACUCGACGAGUGCGAGAAGUUGAAGUUGAAGAUAGAGAGGGCAUGCUCGAAACACCGGGAAGAUGAAAUCAGAAGAGGGCCAGUAUCUCCAGCUAUAGCUACCCACGAAUCUAGCAGAUCAUCUACUGUACUGAUCGAUCCCGAUCUAUCUUAUAGGACCCCAUCAUCUGAACCUUCCAUUUCAGUUCAGUCCAAUGUCGCCACGACAGGCGGGAAUAGCUCGUACCCUAGCCUUUCCAGCCUUCCGACAGGUACAAGCACUAGUACUCUUGUAGCCUCUACCGGUACUCGUGUAAUCAAUGAAACGACCUCCAGCACUUCCACAGUACCCACAGAGACAGGUCCAUGCGCACCGCCUACCGACGUAGACUGCAUGAUAUUUGGCCCAGAGUCGUCUGUUGUGUCACCCACAUUUAACAUUGACUCCCAGGAUGCAACUGGAGCGACACAUUCAGUCCCUGCUGACGGUUCAUCUCUCGGGCUCUCAGCACAGAGACUGCCAUCCACCGGCGCUUACCAGCCGCAGACAGUUCAGACCAUGACGCGCGAGCGUGUCAUGUAUUUCGCCCCUGGCACGACAGUGGGUAGCCCAACCUUCAACAUCCGGUCUCCGCGUGGUUCUGGCACCAUCGAACAAGUUGUUUCUCAACGGUCAGAAAUGUUGACCGAAUCAUUCAGGUGAACAAGUCGUUUAUAAUGCUCACAGGCCUUGCGCUUGAUAAUAUGAGCAUGGUGAGUAUUAUACCAAUAUAUUUAGUUGCUGUGGAUACGUUAACAACCCGUGUUGUGUGGUAUAUCUCCUGUAGUCGGACUAUAAUAGAAUGAGGAGUAAGUUGUUCUUUGUAAUCAGCAACUUGUAGGUCUACAUUGCAUGAAUAGUACAUAUUGUGGCAUCCGAGGAA
This is a messenger RNA of Suillus bovinus, 1461 nucleotides long. RefSeq lists its product as uncharacterized. The transcript has 9 exons. The record is from RefSeq and is a predicted model, not a curated record. Lineage: Eukaryota; Fungi; Basidiomycota; Agaricomycetes; Boletales; Suillaceae. Bases 348 to 1241 code for a protein of 297 amino acids.